Molecule: messenger RNA, 1556 nt
Organism: Ailuropoda melanoleuca (giant panda)
Lineage: Eukaryota; Metazoa; Chordata; Mammalia; Carnivora; Ursidae
Gene: OAF
Product: out at first homolog
Exons: 4
Source: RefSeq, a predicted model, not a curated record
UGCCGCUGCUGGGGGCGCCGCGGCGUGGGCGCGGGGCCGGGCGCGCCGGCCGAGCUGCGGGUCCGCGUGCGGCUGCCCGACGGCCAGGUCACCGAGGAGAGCCUGCAGGCGGACAGCGACGCCGACAGCAUCAGCCUUGAGCUGCGCAAGCCCGACGGCACCCUCGUCUCCUUCACUGCCGACUUCAAGAAGGAUGUGAAGAUCUUUCGAGCCCUGAUCCUGGGGGAACUGGAGAAGGGGCAGAGUCAGUUCCAGGCGCUCUGCUUUGUCACCAGGCUGCACCACAAUGAGAUCAUCCCCAGUGAGGCCAUGGCCAAGCUUCGACAGAAGAACCCGCGGGCGGUGCGGCAAGCUGAGGAGGUGCGGGGCCUGGAGCACCUGCACAUGGACAUCGCCGUCAACUUCAGCCAGGGGGGCCUGCUGAGCCCCCACAUCCACAACGUGUGUGCUGAGGCCGCGGAUAGCAUCUACGCCCGCCAGGAGGACGUCCGGUUCUGGCUGGAGCAAGGGGUGGACAGCUCCGUGUUUGAGGCUCUGCCCAAGGCCUCAGAGCAGCAGCUGCUGCCGCGCUGUGGGCAGCUGGGGGACGGCAGGAGGCCCUGCGUCUGCCGCUAUGGCCUGAGUCUGGCCUGGUACCCCUGCCUGCUCAAAUACUGCCACAGCCGCGACCGGCCGGCGCCCUACAAGUGCGGCAUCCGCAGCUGCCAGAAGAGCUACAGUUUCGACUUCUAUGUACCCCAGAGGCAGCUGUGUCUCUGGGAUGAGGAGCCCUAGCGGGGCAGGCGUACAGGCGGUGGUCCCUGCGGGAGCUGCUCUGGGUCCGCCGCUCUUCGCCCAGCCACCGAAGGAGGGGGUGGCAACCCCCCCCAACUGAGGCCUUAUUUCCCUUCUCCCUUGAUCCCAGGAGCCUCUGGCCCCAUCAUGCAAGACUGUGAAAAGGGGUGUGGCAUGGCAGGGGUUAACUCUUGAAGGCAGCCCCUGUUCCCACCCUGUGCCUCCCUUAGGGACCAAGAGAAGGGGGCUCUCCAGAUUUGCCCCCCUCCCCUUAACCUCCCCUUAAGUGUUCUCUUUCAAGCAACCAAAAUGUGAUGGCCCGUGAUUCUAUUUAACUCUUUGAAGGUUUAGACCCUAGAAGGUGUCUGUCAAUGCCUGUGACACCAACCUCCCCCCACAUACAUCCCCCCAACCCCCUGACUCGCCCAUCUGGAAGGAGCUGGGCCCUCUGCACCAUUGAAUGCCCAACAAGGAGGGGAUCCCUGCCCCAGAGAGGGGGCUGUCGGGGACCCUUGCCAUAGCCCCUACACCAGAUCACAGCACGUUCUUGUCAUUGCUGGCCUCCAACGCUGGGGCAGGUGAGGACCUCCCAGCCCUGAGACAUGUGCCUCCCCCCCCCCAGACUCUGUUGGGACAGCAGGUACCAGCCUUCCCCCUGUAAAUGGAAAUAUUUUUGUAGGUUCUGGGGCAGGGAGGGAGCACGAAGUAUGAGGAAAACUUGAAUUCCAGAUUUUUAAUGCAAAGUAUUUAUCAUUUGUACCAGAAAUAAAAGUUUAAAUUUU